Molecule: messenger RNA, 1650 nt
Organism: Symbiodinium pilosum
Lineage: Eukaryota; Dinophyceae; Suessiales; Symbiodiniaceae
Source: the annotation of a GenBank genome assembly
AUGGAAUUUCGCCGCCUCAUGGGUUUCGAGGAAGAUGACAUUGUUGUGUACGCGGACAUUUGGGGUCUGAAGCGCCUCUUCUCGCUAGCCGUCCGCCGACGCGGAGCACCUCGGCGCAAGCGGGACCCUGUGGUUGACCAGCUCUUCGAGGUCCUGGAGCGGCAUUGGGGGGGCUGCUGGAAACCCAGCAGGAAGCGACAAGCGCUGCAGGAAGAAGAUGAGGACUAUGUAGAUGCCGGCAACCUUUCAGAUUGCGAAGAUGCUGAGGGGUUGGAGGUGAGCUUCCGCCAUGCCACCACGGAUGAGUACAUGACAGAUGAUGCCGCUUUGUCUGCUGAGCCUUCCAGCAGUGCCAAAGAGUCCGUUGAAGGGCCCAAGAUUGAGGAUGAUGGCAGUGCAAAGCUUGCGACUGUUGAAGGGCACAAGCUUGAUGAGACUGCAGCUGAUGCAGAUGACGACCUUGAAAAUCUUGAUGGCCUGGAGCUUGAUUUGGAGGAGCAGCUCCUCUUGGAUCAGCUCGCUGCGAUGAGGAUGAAUCAAGCCAUCGAGAUGGCUCAGCAAUCCUUGGGGCAGUUUGCGAAGGUGGGCCCAGACAAUGCGGACACGCAGAUCAUGGCUUCCCCAAGCGAACCCCUAGCGGCGCCGCCUUCCACUGCGUCAAGUCCUGCCAGCCUCGACCUUCACACUCCUCUUGCCAGAUCGCUUCUGCCAGAGCUGGACGCCAAAGCCACCCCAGAGAAGCUGGAGCAGCCAACUGGCAAAGGCAGGACUCUCAAGCAGGACACCUUCGCCAAGGAGAAGGGGCCCGAGGCAAUGACCAUUGAGUUGAAUCCAGAGAUCAUAGCCAAGGGGUUGGAGCCUGAGGCCAUGGCCCAUGCGUCGAAGCCAGAGGUCGUGGCCAGUGAGGCGAAGCCUGAGGCCAUGGCCAAUGCGGCCAUGGCCAAUGAGUUGAAGCCAGUGGACGAGGCCGCAAGUGUGGCUGACAAGUGCACGGACUUUGACCCUGCCACGUACCAGGAUUCUACGAGGCGGACGGCGCAGACGGUGUUGAAGAGAGCGCAGCCUUAUGUGGAAGAUGGUGAAGAUCCUGAUGGUGCCAAUGGCGCCCGCCGAGCUUCGCGGGGUCGGGGUGGUCGUGGUGGACGUGGGCGUGGCCGUGGCCGUGGCCGUGGCCGUGGCCAGCAGCCCACCGAGGCAACGAAUGACGAAGAGAACUCAGCUGAUGUUUGGACAUGGACUGAGGACGAGAUCAGGGAAUGGGAUCUUUGGAUGUGGGAGCGUGCUCAGGCGAAGUUGGAGGACGGCAAGGGAUGUUGCGAAAGCCCUUCUAUCCCCGCGAAGACGACUGCAGAGUGCGACAGCCAGCAAAACAAGCGCCGCAAGGUUGCAGAUGAAGCAGCUGGCACUUUGGCCGAUGAGCCUGAGUGCAAGGGUGAUGGAAGGGAAGAUGCCAGCGUUGCCGAGAAGGAGGUUAGCUUCGCGCGCCGCCCCCCGCCAAAGCGUGAUGUUCCCUACUCCAAGUGGAAAUCCAUCAAGUCCGCCUUUGAGGACAAGAUCAGUCUCUUCGUUGGUUACCCUUCGAAGUACCAGGAGCCUGGGUCUUAUAAGGUAAAUCUCUGCUUGUCUUUGGGUUUGCGGGGCUUCGUAUGA